Galleria mellonella (greater wax moth) is the source of this 2522-nucleotide messenger RNA. RefSeq lists its product as uncharacterized. The coding region runs from base 83 to 2305 and encodes 740 amino acids. NCBI's taxonomy places the organism in Eukaryota, Metazoa, Arthropoda, Insecta, Lepidoptera, Pyralidae. The transcript has 3 exons. The record is from RefSeq and is a predicted model, not a curated record.
CAGUGCAGUUUUGACUAGUGCAUUAUCAAAAAAAAAGUGCAAAAAAGUUCUUUCGUCUCUCGGUCGGCAGCAGCUUUCGUCAAUGGAUUGGUUGAGAUUGUUCGCUCUUCUGAUAGCUGUUGCUUCAGUUACAGUAACGGCAGAAGGAUCAAAGAAAAAGAUCCGCAUACAUCUUCCACAAAAAGUCAAGCACAUACAUCAUCACAAAAAGAUCUAUAUUACUAAUCACCCUGCACCCUCACAAUAUGCCCCCGCUUAUUUGCCGAGUGCUGAAGGUGCUGUGGCUGUACCAACAAACGUUGCGCUACCGGCUGUUGCCAAUAUUGUGCCUCUGAAUUCCGUAGAAUUAUAUGAUGAUUCUCAGCCACGCUUGCCGGGAUUAAAACCAGCGGCAUCUAAAGUAUUGCCGCUAUACCGUGCAAGAGGUUAUUAUGGACCAACACCCAAUGAAUGGGAUGAGCCAGAAUACGACUCAGGGUUGACACAUGAAAACACAGAUAAUUCGUAUACACCUGCCGUCCAUCCACCGCCACCAGUGCUAACACCGACAUCUAAUCAUAUUCCAAAAAGAGUUAAAGUUAUAAAAGUUAACGACCAGCCGCGGAAGAAAGUUCUCAAAAAACCUAAACAAAAACGUGUUCCAAUAAGAAGUCAAUCUCCAUCAGAAGAAGAACAUCCAGUAACAAACUUUCAUGAACAAUUUUAUUCAGAUUUAGAUGGUUCAGGAACCAUAAGAAAAAUUAAGAAGCCACAAAGAGUCGAAAAAAUAAUCGAUGGAGAUACCGAACAUAUCCAUACGUACAGCGAAGAACAUAUUCAUAAAUUAGUUUUUGAUGAUGGCCCUAAGACAUCGGGGUUAGCUGGAGUUGAUCAAUUAAAUAGUAUGUCUGCUAUUAGUGCAGCAAAUCCACUAUUUCAGUCUAUUAAAAAUGGGCAAUUAAUAGCAAUUCCUUCAGAACCACUAACAGGUUUCACAGCAAUUGGAUCCUUAGGAACUCCGUCACAUCUGGAAUAUGCUUCAUAUAAUCCAAGAGAUGUUACUCAUGAUCACAUUUUUCAUGACCAUGGAGAGAUACCUCCAGAAGUAGAUAUUACAAAAGAAACUUUAGGAUUUCCUCCUAGAGCCUCGUAUACUAGUCAUGGUGUGAGAAUCAACGGCGGAUUCGGGAACAAAAGAUAUAAAAAUAAACAUUCGCAUAAAUACCCGAAAGCCACAAAAUCAACACCAGUUAAUGACUUAUCUUAUUAUGAAAGUAUAUAUACCCCUUACAAUGGAUUUAAAAGUCCGCAAAAAGCACUUGUUUCACAAUACGAUACAGCAGGAGAGCCGGCCGUAGAAAACUAUAGACCUAUACCGUCUUUUAAAUUUUUCAGUAAAAAUCCCAAUAAAAUUCGUAGUACCUAUGGAAACAAUGUUCAACAAACUAAUGUACCAGCACCAUAUUCGGUAUCGUCCACUAUAGUUCAUGAUUAUCAACCAAAAUCUUAUCCUGGAGCUUUACCUCCUAGUGGAUUUUCUAAAUUUAAAGAUCCAUUUGUAAAUUUUAAGGAUAGCUAUUCAAAUAACUAUGAAUAUGAUACAUAUGCUUCAUCAUCAAACGUGUUUACAUCAGAAGACAAGAAUGAUAAUUCCUUAGUGGCUGUUCAGAAUUUAAAAGGAAAAAAGUCUAUAUCAACGCAAAAUAUCAGUUUUGGUGGACAAGAACCAAAGACUAUGGUAGUGGACCAUUUAGAAGAUAGCAAUAUCUCAUCUGAAUUACAUGACGAUACACCUUCUGCAUUUGACAAUUUAAGCAGUUAUGAUCAUACAGAUCUUACACAAGUAUCGGAUGCUACUAGCCCUACAGCUUACACUAUCAGAGAAUCAUCUCCCGCCCACCCAUAUUAUACAGCAAUGGCAAUCAAAGCGUUACAUACUGGCCAAGCACCAGAACCCGAGGCAUCGAACGACAACUAUCAAUACGCAGAAGCGCCUAGCCAAUCAACUACACCAUAUACAACAUCUAUUGCGACUACCACUAGCGCUCCAUUGGCUUACUUUGAAAAUCAAAGUACGAGUACAAUUACAACCGAACUACCAAGGCUUGUUUCCGAAAAUGAACACGCACCCAGGCAUAAACAUAAAAAAAAUAUGUCAAAUAAAAAAACUCGCCAAAAGUAUAUUGUGAUUAAUGAAUUAGAUAAAAUGACAGAAUUUAAUAAUGGAGAUAGUCAAUCACAAGCUCGCAAACAGCUUCAUCAUAACCAUCAAAUAUCAGAAGACUCCGGUGUUAGAGGGAAAUUUAAAUAUGGUGACAAACUAUGAAGUUAGUUAUAUUAAAGUAGGUGUAUAUAUAGUUGUUCGUGAGUUUAGGUAGUUUUGCGUUUGUUACUCUUUGCCGCAAGUGUGAUGAUAUAAAUCUAUGUUUUGAGAACAUUAUUUAUAGCGUGUUGUAGUUCUAAUAAAUCUAACUCGAAUUUUAGCUAUAGAACAAGACGACAAUGGUAUUCAUGCAUUUUAUACGAAUCCAUAGACGAUGUGU